AUGGCUGUCAAAAUGGAAUCGGAUAUCAAUUCAAAUCUUAUUCCUUCAAAAGUUCUGAGGUCGGAUUUUAGUACAGUCGGAAAUGUAUUUUUAGUGUUGUUAGACUUUAAACCGGAUACUGUAAACAGAAAAAGCAAGUUUACUCUGAAGACAAUUAUUCUAGUCGCAAUUCUCUUUUGGUUACUUGUAUCUUUAUCCGUACAUGCUGGCUAUGAAAGUGAAAGCGAGGUGUAUUAUAAUAGUUCAUCGCAUAAAAUAAAGAUUUCCAUCGAUAAAAAGUUUCUUAUUCCGAACGAGUAUUUCUGUCAAAUUCACACUCCGUAUCUCUUAGUUAUUGUACCUUCUAGAAUAGAGAGUUUCAAAGUGCGCGAGGUCAUCCGGGAAACUUAUGCGUCAUUAUCACGUGACAGAGUUUCUGAAGUCUUUGGACAAAAAAUUGACGUUGUGGUAAGGACGUUAUAUGUAAUUGGUACAAAUGAUAACGGAACGACCGAGAAAAGUGUUUUCUUUGAAAAUAUGAAAUAUAGAGAUAUUUUACAAGUAGAUAUAGCUGAUACUUAUUACAACCUAACUGAUAAAAUGCUCCAUGCAUUGAAGUGGAUUGAUUUAUAUUGCAAACAUGUCACUUAUAUUCUUAAAGCAGAUGAGGAUGUAUUUGUUAAUAUCGGCAUUCUAGUAGAACAGCUCAAACGCUACAUUCCAUCCGAGAAAGGCAGUAUUUACGGACACAUAUUUGAUACACCUAAUCACCUUGGAGUUCUAAGAGAUGGACGAUGGGCGGUGACCCAUGAGGAAUAUCCUCUUGAGAACUAUCCACCAUAUGCUCAAGGAACGUCAUACACUAUGUCUAAAAACCUUGUGCGAAAAAUAAUUCAUUCAGCUCAGAAUUUUCCUUACUUACAUAUAGAAGAUGUUUUUAUUACGGGGAUUGUUGCGGGAAAAAUACACAAAGCCGAAUUAGUCAAAUUAAAUAAAACAUCAAAAUGGGGAGACGGUUUACCAAGUCCCUGUGGAUUUGCAAAGAAUCAACGCUUGGCACAACAUAGAAUGACGCCCCACUUAAUGUAUCAAACUUGGAAAGCUCUGAUGUCGUAUCAAAUUACUUGUAUGACAUACAGGGGACGCACAAUGAAGCAUUAGAGAGGUUGAAGUUACAAGCAAAUAUUAAGGUAUAUGACCUAACUCGUAUACUGAUUAGACAUAUUUCAGCCUUAAGAGAAAACACUAUAUCUUUGCAACCGGAGAAUGCCGAAGUCGUUUACGGAGAAUGCCGAAGUCGCAUACGGAGAGUUCCGAAGUCAAACGAAUUAUGUCGGCAGGGGUGAACUUUGAAGUUUUAUGUAUUGGACAGUAUA
This is a messenger RNA of Mercenaria mercenaria, 1355 nucleotides long. Its product is annotated as beta-1,3-galactosyltransferase 5-like. The record is from RefSeq and is a predicted model, not a curated record. Gene Ontology annotation, molecular function: hexosyltransferase activity. NCBI's taxonomy places the organism in Eukaryota, Metazoa, Mollusca, Bivalvia, Venerida, Veneridae. The transcript has a single exon. Gene Ontology annotation, cellular component: membrane. The coding region runs from base 1 to 1140 and encodes 379 amino acids.